UGACGCCUGUCCUAUAGCCUUUCCGUCCGUGUUUGUUUACAUCACGCCCAGACGGCCUGCACCGGUGCAGACGUACAUAUCAGAGACAUUUCCCCUCAGUACAUACCGACAAACCUCAGACAUACAGCUCCCCAGCUGCAGCGCCCCAUCUUUCAUCUUACCCGCAGCAAGAACAUCCAGCACUAUGAUGUUUGAAGACAUGGGCUCCAUGGCUGACGACUGUUCUCGACGUUGUUCACUCCCUGGCGUGCGUUCGAUCUCCAGUGCGUCUAGUACCGCAGACAUGACCGACGACCGCCGCCUGCCCCCGCUACCACGCGUGGAGCCUCUGCCCCGGGGCCCCUUUAACCCUUUCACCUCCAACAUCUUUGCUACCAGUCCCCCCAGCUCCCAGUCCCAAUGGCCAGGAGCCGAGCUCACUGCGGCUCCUCCAUCUCCUGCCACCUCCGCCGAUAGUUCUUGGCCAGAGCCCGUGCAGUCCCAGAAGGUCUUUGAGUGGCCGCAAGAGCUGACCCCAGCUGAGCUCCUGAACCUCGUCGCCCCCAAGCACAUCAACCGCAAACCGCCGUUGCAGCAACUGUGUGGACGGAAGCGCAAGGGAAGCAUGAUAUCUGCGGAUUCAGACGACCAGAGAGAAAAGCACAGGAUUGCCGAGGGUAACCGACGGAAGAACCUUAGCCAGCUGCACCGUGAGCUGGACAGCCGCCUCCAUGAUUUCUUUCUCGAAAGAGCAGGGUGGAACCCCUCUAAAAGCCUCCCAGAGUCGAAGGAGCACAUUGUACAAGCCGCCAUCUUUCUCAUCGACUUUAUGUUCUUGAUUAUUGUGCACUUGAUUCACCAAGAGAACGAGAUGCCACGCCAGCUAUCGGAGAAGCUGCAGCCUCAGGUCCGCUGCAUGCAGCUGCAGCAGCUGGUGUCGAGCCUCCAGCAGCAGAACCAGACUGCCCAACAGCAGAUAAAGUCUUUGAAACAAGACCUCCAGAUGGUGGAGGAGCGCAACCAGGCACUCGAGCUUCAGUUGAAGUCAUACGAACGCAUGUUCCGGUCGCCCCAAAGCGAGCACCCGACUUCUCAGCCCCUGACUCAUCUUACCGACGCCAGGCCACGCAACAUGCUCCCUGGCUUGCGGGUAUUCUGCGAUGAAAUUGCCUCCAGCAGCCCUGAUUCCUCUCGUUUUGAGCCUGUCCCCACGGGACUAUCGCACUCUUUCGGACAUGCGUACCUCACCCAAACCCCUCCGAUCACGGGGCCCUCUUCGCCGGCGUUUACACACGCGUCUUAUUCGGUACCUGUCUCACGGCGCCAAUCCCUCAACCCAUCACCCUAAAUUGAUUGCUGUGUCAUUUCAUGAUCACUGAAGACGGACUUUUGGUCCCUUGUCAUGAAUCUCCUUGAGUCGAAUAUUAGAGCGGCUGUUGUGCGGCCGAAUUUCCUUUUUCUCUUUCAACUGCGUUUUCUGGCAU
Aspergillus sclerotioniger CBS 115572 is the source of this 1463-nucleotide messenger RNA. Its product is annotated as putative HLH DNA binding domain protein. The record is from RefSeq and is a predicted model, not a curated record. NCBI's taxonomy places the organism in Eukaryota, Fungi, Ascomycota, Eurotiomycetes, Eurotiales, Aspergillaceae. The coding region runs from base 185 to 1327 and encodes 380 amino acids. The transcript is spliced from 2 exons.